This is a messenger RNA of Juglans regia (Persian walnut), 603 nucleotides long. RefSeq lists its product as uncharacterized. Lineage: Eukaryota; Viridiplantae; Streptophyta; Magnoliopsida; Fagales; Juglandaceae. The coding region runs from base 1 to 603 and encodes 200 amino acids. The transcript has a single exon. The record is from RefSeq and is a predicted model, not a curated record.
AUGGGUAGGUUUAGAGAAGCAUUGGAGAUGGGAGGUUUGUUUGAUUUAGGGUGGAAGGGUGAUAAAUAUACUUGGAGUAAUAAGCAUGGGGAUGAGACUUUCACAAAAGAGAGGCUUGAUAGAGCAGUAGCUAAUAUAAGGUGGAAAAGGAUGUUUAAGGAAGGGUGGGUAGAAGUUCUGGCAGCUAGGUGCUCUGACCAUAGACCUAUCUUACUUUAUGUGAACCAGAAAUUUUCAAGUGAAAGGAAGAGGAAGAGGUUGUUCAGAUAUGAGGCCAAAUGGUCUUUGGAGGAAGAUUGUGAAGAAGUUAUAAAAAGAGCUUGGCAAGUGAAAACAAUGGGUAGGGACACAGAAAAGGAUCUGCAGUUGCUACUGGAAGACAGUAGAGAAGCCUUUCAAAGCUGGAGCAGGAAGAUUACUCUAGAUAAGGGGAGACUUAUAAAGGAAAAAACAGAAAGGCUUAAAAAAUUACAAGAAGAUGAAGGGAGUCACAAUAUGAUGGAGAUAAAGAAAAUACAAGAGGAGAUAGGGACCUGUCUUGAGAUGGAGGACUUAAAGUGGAGGCAAAGGGCCAAGUUGGAUUGGUACAUUCAUGGGGAUUGA